Molecule: messenger RNA, 594 nt
Organism: Nestor notabilis (Kea)
Lineage: Eukaryota; Metazoa; Chordata; Aves; Psittaciformes; Psittacidae
Gene: BABAM1
Product: BRISC and BRCA1 A complex member 1
Exons: 8
Biological process (GO): positive regulation of DNA repair; protein K63-linked deubiquitination; mitotic G2 DNA damage checkpoint signaling
Cellular component (GO): nuclear body; BRISC complex; BRCA1-A complex
Source: RefSeq, a predicted model, not a curated record
GCGGAGGAGAUGGCGCUGCCCAGACUGGAGUCCUUUAAUGGGUCCAAGACCAACGCAUUGAACAUCUCCCAGAAGAUGAUCGAGAUGUUUGUGAGGACAAAGCACAAGAUUGACAAGUGCCACGAGUUUGCGCUGGUGGUGGUGAACAACGAUGCCACGUGGCUCUCAGGGUUCACCUCGGACCCCCGCGAGGUCUGCAGCUGCCUCUAUGACCUGGAGACUGUCGUCUGCAAGUCCUUCAAUCUGGAAGGACUCUUCAACCUCAUCCAGCAGAAGAUUGAGCUGCCGGUGACAGAGAACGUUCAGACCAUCCCUCCACCCUACGUGGUCCGGACCAUCCUCGUGUUUGGCCGCCCGGGCUGUCAGCCCCAGUUCUCCAUGUCGGAGCACAUGAAGAAGAUGCUGCAGUGUCCCUACUUUUUCUUCGACGUCAUUUACAUCCACAACGGGGUGGAGGAGAAGGAUGAUGAGACAAGCUGGAAGGAGAUGUACAGCUUCUUCAGCAGCCUGGACACCAAAGGCACCAACUACAAGUACGAGGUGUCGCUGUCGGGGCCGGCUGUGGAGCUGCACAACUGCAUGGCCAAGCUGCUG